AACAUUUGCAUUGGAGAAGAACGCUGUCAUUGGUCGAAUUUGUUUUGAUUCGACUAACUGUCACUUUGGCUAACUGAACUACCUAGAGAUCGAAAAACCUGACUCGUAAUAUUUCGCGUGUGUUGUGGACAGUGUGCUGAGUGUUGUUUGUUCUCUUUUUGAAGGAAUAUUGGCAUGUGAUUCAUUCCCUUUAUCAAGAUAAUGGUUGAUAACAGCUGUGUUAUAGAAGGAACUGUUAAGUUUCGAGAUGGAAAAAAGUGGAAAUCAAGAUGGUGUGUCAUGAGAAAACUAUCUCCAGUUGCAGACUGUUUACAUCUGCAGCUGUACAGAGACUCCAAAGAUAGAUAUAAGCAAGGCCAAACCAAAGCUUCCCUCUCCCUUCAACAAUUCCUAGGAUUAGAGACUGGUUUUACAUUAGAUAAGGAAUCCAAUACUGUAGCUAUUUUAUGUGAAGAUGUGGUGGUGGUGUUAGCAUUCGAUAACCGGGAAAGGCUUAUGCAAUGGCAGGUGAAACUGAGCGCUCAUCUGAACGACGGCCCCCACUACCUGGUCCUCGUCUCUUCGGCCCCGCCCAAGUCCCGCCUACCGCCAGGCCCCGCCCGCUUGCACGUCCAAGAGCGCGGCUUCUGCGUGACAUCGGGCGUGCCUCCGCGCGUCGCCGGCCGCUGGUUGGUCGGCGAUUUGAGGCGGUACGGCGUGGUGGAGGGGCGGUUCUGCUUCGAGGGCGGGUCCAGGUGUGGGCGGGGCGAGGGGCUGUACGUGGUGCUGACGGACCAGGGGGAGGAGAUCGCGAGCGCGCUGAAGAUGGCCGCCACGGGGAAUCUGCACGCGAGUAGGAGGAGGCCGGUGUCGAGGAAUAUGUCGGUGAUGGACAGUCCCCGCCGUCCUCCUAUGAGGCCAGGCGGCGUGACCUUGGACUUGAGCGAAGGCUCCAUCAUUUCCAGGGCCGACUCGCCCUACACGGAUAUGGACAGCAACUACGACUGCGGCGACAGCGUGUCGCACGACGGCUGGGCUGCGCCACCCAUCGAGCGCUGCAUGAGCUGCAUCAGCAAGCUGGGAGCCAUGUCCAGGUCUUCGACAGCAACAGCGGGCACCCCUUGCUGGGAGCACACCUGCGACCGCCAUUCUGUCAGCAGCAGCUCGGACAGCAGCGGUUGGAGCCAAGCCGUUAUCAAGCCGCCCGCCCGGCCGCCCAAACCGCCCCAGGGCGCGCCCACGCCCAAGAAGCCGCUGCCACUUCCAACGCCCGCUUACGAUAAUUACGACGUUCCUAAGAUACCCUACUCUGUGGAGCCAAAACUAGAAGAGCUGUACGACACCCCUAGGAAGCUGAAAGAGUGCAUCCACAGCGCGGCUUUCGACACCAUCCAGAAGCCGUGCGGCUGCGUGCUGCGCGUGCGCCAGCCAGAACCCGACCGGCCCUGUGUUUGCCAGCGCCUGCUGUCCUGCUGGAGCGUGCCUGAGGACGCACACGCCAUCUACGCCGCCGUGGACUACGCCAAGAAGGCGCACGACAGGCAGGCGGCGCAGAACAACUACGCCAACGUGGGGCCGCCGGCGGUCAUGGCCGCGCCGACUUCGACGAACUACGAAAACAUGGAAUUUGCUCAAACGCUCACGAUGUACGAAAACAGCAAGGACAUCGCCGACAAAGUCAAAGCCCUCUGCGACAAGUGCGGCCACGCUCAAGACGACUACCUCAUGAUGCAGCCCUCGAGGCCUGCGCAGCCUCAUCCAGGAUACAUCCCCAUGUCUCCCGCCGUCAAGCAGCGGCUGGGAAAAGUUUUAUCCAACAGCAACCCCAAUUUGGGGCCCGCGUUAGACCGCUCCAACAAGCCCUCAGGGUCGUCCAUGCUUCAGGCAUACGUUUACCAGCGGAAGCAGAUGAUGGACAAUGCUGAUAAUCUGGAUGUGAGGAGGAAUAGGUCCAACUCGGCAGAUUCUUCAACUAGCCGCUGCGAACCGGACCCGGACCCAGAAACCUCCCCCUGCCACUGCGCCCUGGCGGUACGGCGUUCCUCCUCGGUCCCAUGCAAGUCCAACCGCGACUCCUCCAGCUCCAACGAUUCGGGAGUCUUCGAGCUUCCCCGCAAGCCCCACUUUCCCCCAAGUCAGACCCUCCCGCGGCGCUCCAAGUCCUCCGACCCGCUGCGAGACCUAACUUUCCAAUUCACGAAGGCGGAGGUCAAGUCCUCUAGUGCAGAGGGGGAAGUCCCGGUGUGCCCAAACGGGUCCACUAGCAGCGGGACUUCGGACAUGUCGGACUAUUUCGAGACGCUGUCGCUGUCUUCGCACAGUUCCGGGGACGCACCGCCGCAGAGCUGCACGCUGAGGCCUCGCUCCGGGAACGAGUAUUUGAGUCUGCAGAGACUUAUCGCUCCGGUGCCGGAGGAGCGCCAUUGAACUAGUCUACUUAGCUUAGUAAGCAAUAAGGUUGAUAGCGUAUACAUAUUAUUAUACAUAUUAGUAUCACUUAUUAUAUCUGUAAUCUUUUUCUGUAUAAAGGUAUUUACUUUAUAAAUAAAUUAUUCGUCCUG
Molecule: messenger RNA, 2540 nt
Organism: Phaedon cochleariae (mustard beetle)
Lineage: Eukaryota; Metazoa; Arthropoda; Insecta; Coleoptera; Chrysomelidae
Source: the annotation of a GenBank genome assembly